Molecule: messenger RNA, 2564 nt
Organism: Phycodurus eques (leafy seadragon)
Lineage: Eukaryota; Metazoa; Chordata; Actinopteri; Syngnathiformes; Syngnathidae
Gene: has1
Product: hyaluronan synthase 1
Exons: 4
Coding region: 1-1731 (576 amino acids)
Biological process (GO): hyaluronan biosynthetic process; extracellular matrix assembly
Molecular function (GO): hyaluronan synthase activity
Source: RefSeq, a predicted model, not a curated record
AUGGAGCUGAAACCUCUCCUCAAGAAGCUGGGCUCCAUACUCCGAGCCAUCUUCACGUUCCUCUUCGCGCUGGUCGUCCUUGGUGUGAUGGUGUGGGCCUACGUGGAAGGUUUCCAGCUGGCCACCUCCACGUAUGGAAUCAUCUCCUUCGGUUUUUAUGGCCUCCUGCUCUCGCUCCACGUGCUGGUCCAGAGCCUCUUCGCCUUCAUCGAGCAACGGCGGAUGAAGAGUCGCAAAAAACGGUGCACAUUCACCAAGACCAUCGGCUUCACCAUCUCGGCCUAUCAGGAGGACCCCGUCUACCUCAGAGAGUGCCUCAACUCCGUCCGGGCCCUGCGGUACCCGUCCGAACUGCUGCGCAUCAUCAUGGUGGUGGACGGGAACAGCGACGACGACCGCUACAUGAUGGAGAUGUUCUUGGAGGUUUUCGCCGACCGCGACCCUGCGUGUUACGUGUGGGACAACAACUACCACACGUGGGACCCCCCUCAGGUGCAGCAUGAUGAGGAGACCGGUUCCAUGGGGCCGGGAGGGUUAGGGGAAAACUAUACUAUAGGAGAGGAUCCCCAGCGAAAGGAAGUGGAGCACCUGAUCCAGACCAAAUCCUGUGUGUGCAUCAUGCAGAAGUGGGGUGGCAAGCGGGAGGUGAUGUACACCGCCUUUAAGGCCCUCGGAUCUUCAGUCGACUACAUCCAGGUAUGCGACUCGGACACCAAGCUGGACUCCCUGGCCACAGUGGAGCUGUGCAAGGUGCUGGAGAGUAACACCAAGUACGGCGCAGUCGGCGGGGACGUGAUGAUCCUCAACAUGAAGGACUCGUACAUCAGCUUCAUGAGCAGCCUUCGCUACUGGAUGGCCUUCAACAUAGAGCGCUCUUGCCAGUCCUUCUUCAACUGCGUCUCCUGCAUAAGUGGACCUUUGGGUCUCUACAGGAAUGAUCUUCUUCAGGCAUUUCUGGAAUCUUGGUACAAUCAAAAGUUUUUGGGGACUCACUGCACCUUUGGAGAUGACAGACAUCUUACCAACCGCAUGCUGAGCAUAGGAUACGCCACAAAAUACACAUCUCGCUCCAAAUGCUACACGGAGACGCCGGCUCAGUUCCUGCGCUGGCUCAACCAGCAGACCCGCUGGACAAAGUCCUACUUCCGCGAGUGGCUCUUCAACGCCAUGUGGUGGCACAAGCACAACCUGUGGAUGACCUACGAGUCCAUCGUCUCGGGGGUUUUCCCCUUCUUCGUCACGGCCACCAUCAUCCAGUUGUUCUGGACGGGCACGUUGUGGGACAUCCUGUGGGUGCUGUGCUGCAUCCAGCUGAUCGGGCUGGUGAAAGCGGCGUACGCCUGCAUCCUGCGGCGGGACCUGGUGAUGGUGUUCAUGUCGCUCUACUCGGCUUUGUACAUGACCAGCCUGCUGCCGGCCAAGUACUUCGCCAUCAUCACCAUGAACAAGAGCAGCUGGGGGACGUCGGGCCGGCGUAAGAUUGUGGGGAACUACAUGCCCCUGCUGCCCCUGUCUGUGUGGGCAGCCAUUUUAUUAUCAGGACUGGGCUACACAAUCUACAGAGAGUAUCAAGUCGAAUGGUUUACCCCGGGAAAGAGACUGGAAACGGAAUUUCUUAUCUUUGGUUGCAUAGUCUACUUGUGUUACUGGCUGAUCAUGAUGGUUUUAUACUGGGUUUGGUUCCGCAGGUUAUGUCGGCCACGUGCCAAAAGUUACACGUUGAAGGUGUAGGUCCACAACGUCUAGUGACGUCCCGCUGAGUUAAUUUAUUAUACGUUUGCUCUUUUAAAUUUUAAAUUAAUGUAUUUAUUUUGUCUCCAAUCUCAGGAUAAUGAAGGGCUUUUCAUGCAGCUGCUAAACCAACCAACAGAGUGAAUGCAGUAUUAAUUAGUAUAAGGACCGGAACACCCUUUGACACGGACGUGUUUUUUGCACAUUGAAAUGAAACUGUACUGAGGGCUUUUGGGCCCAUGCACUUAAAUAAGAGACACACAUUACAUACGGGGUCUUGGGUAUUGUCGAAAUAUUUAUAUGAAAUAUGUGUCUGUACAUAUGUGAAUAGCUGUAAGAACAAAUACAAAAAACGCUUUUCACUACUUUUGUUGUUGCACUGGAGUUCCGAGGGUACUUUGCUGCAGGGUUGCACACUUGCAAAUACGCAACGUGUCUACAUAUGUAUAUGUUUCAAAUGACCCUUGCUUUGGAAUCCCCUUUGUCAAAAUCGUGGGAUUUGCGAUGUGAGAAAAAGGGAGUCCACCUGGCUCCCAGAGACCUUCACGGAAACUUCUGAGCCAAAACACCGAGUUCCUGAUAAGAGACCACUCCCACGCUCUGAGGGACCGACAUCAUUUUUGCUCUUUGUUCAUGGAAGCAUGUAUCAGGUGUGCCCCAGCGAGAACUGCAUGAAAUUAAACCAUGUAUAUGCCGAUACUGAGACUUCACUUCAUAGAUGAUUGCCAUUACAAAAGAAACACAUCAAAUGAAUACAGCCACGUUCAUGCAGUAAUUUAACAAAACGAUGUAGCAGUCCACUCACGUGUGAAGUAUGAAUGUAUGAGCAGUUU